UUUUAAUCUUCUCAGUAUAUGUUAAGAUCGCAUUCGAGAAUGGAGUCUUUUCUGCUAGUAAAUUUAUUAUUUAUUUUGUCUUGCUGCGGUUUCGGUCUUGUUUCUGGCCAAAAUCGACCCAAUUGGCCGCCAAUUGUCGAAACAAACUUGGGAACAAUCCGGGGAUUUAUUAUGAGAACCGAUAAGGGAUCUCCGUUUAUAGCAUUUCGAGGCAUUCGAUAUGCUGAAGCCCCGAUUGGUGAGAAACGAUUUAAGGCUCCGAUUGCCAUAAAAUCCUGGGCUGGUGAACUUGACGCAACGCAAGACGGCUUUAUGUGUCCUCAAACAGGAAAACCUGCCCAUCUAAUCUCUGAAGAUUGCCUCUUUUUGAACGUCUAUUCGAAGAACACAACAACAACUGUCAAUCGACCUGUAAUUGUUUAUUUACAUGGUGGAGCAAAUGUGUAUGGUGGGAGUCAUAGUCUAGAAGCAGGACCUGAAUAUCUUAUGGAAAGCGACAUUGUUUUGGUUACGAUGAAUUUCCGUUUGGGAGCUUUCGGAUAUCUAAGCACACGCACCAAAGAAGCCCCUGGAAACUUUGGUUAUUUGGAUCAGUUGAUGGCAUUGCAAUGGGUUCAUGACCACAUUUCCAGAUUCGGAGGCAAUCCCCAUUCUGUGACGAUAAUUGGAAUGAGUGCAGGAGCAAUGGCUGUCACUCUACAUAUGGCUUCACCACUCUCCCAAGGCCUCUUUCACAGAGCUGUUGCAAUGAGUGGAUCAGCAACAAGUGAACAUCUAAUAGACAAUUUAUACUGGGCUCAAAAACUAGCCCAUCAGACCUCAUGCCCUCGAUUCAAUGCUGUCGAUAUGCUUGAAUGCCUUCGGAAGCUGCCAUGGGAACAAAUUGUUAGUGUUUGUGACUCUUGGCAAUUCUAUAAUUUGUUAGACAUGAAAUGGAACUAUGAAGUCGAUGGAUAUUUUUUGAAAAAAAGACCAGCUGAAUUAUUUGCUGAGGGAAACUUUAGCAAGAUUCCUAUUUUAACAGGGAUAACAAAGGAUGAAUUCACUUUUAUGAUUUCUAGUCAAGAAAAUAAUACUGGAUUUUUAAACGAUGUGAGUUUGAACUUCGAAAAAUAUGCACAGGAAUUCUUUAUGCACAACUUCACUGACAACAAUCCAAAAGCUAAGAAAGCUGAAAAGGUUAGGAAUUUCUAUUUGGGAAACAAAACUAUUGCCGAGCAAAACUUAUCGAAUUUUGGUGAAAUCUUUUCCGACACAUUGAUUAGCCAUGGUGUUCAUCGAUUGGUUGAAUUGGCACGGAAAUGGGUUGAUGUUUACUAUUAUCGUUUCGAUUUCCAGGGGAACUCUGGAGCAUAUACAAAUUGGCAAGGAAAACCUCGAGGUGUCAACCAUGGUGAUGAUCUCCAAUACUUCAUGAAAAGGCAAAAGUUGAAAAGGCAUAUAAAUCAAAAUGACUCUGAAUGGUUCAUGGUGGAAAGGAUGGUUGGACUUGUGUCUUCUUUUGCAGAAGAUGGAUCACCUCAAAACAUCGAUGGAAUUAAAUGGUUGCCUUCAAAUAAAUUUGCAGUGAAUACAAUGUAUAUUGAUGAAAAAGUGACGUUAGGCAGCGAACCAUACGCAGACAGGUUUCAUCUAUGGGAUACCCUUUAUCCUUUAAGCAAAAGUGGAAAUAGUGCUUUAAGUUCUGGAAUUUCUUUGAUGGUAGCUUUAAUUUUUCUAUGUCAAUUUUUUUAGGUGAAAUGUUUUGAGAAUAAAAGUUUUUAUAUGUU
This is a messenger RNA of Eupeodes corollae, 1769 nucleotides long. RefSeq names its product esterase E4-like. The record is from RefSeq and is a predicted model, not a curated record. The transcript is spliced from 4 exons. NCBI's taxonomy places the organism in Eukaryota, Metazoa, Arthropoda, Insecta, Diptera, Syrphidae. Bases 19 to 1734 code for a protein of 571 amino acids.